CGGCAUCUUCCCCACUUUGCCGUGGGCAGGGUCGUGAAAGGCUUUGGGCGGGGUUCUAAAGAACUCGGCAUUCCAACUGCCAACUUCCCAGCGGACGUGGUGGAACAUUUGCCAGAAGACUUCCAGACGGGUAUCUACUGUGGCUGGGCGAGAGUUGCCAACGGACCCAUAUAUAAGAUGGUCAUGUCUGUCGGUUGGAAUCCUUAUUACCAUAAUACUCAAAAAUCCAUGGAAACCCACAUAAUCCACGAAUUUCCCGCGGACUUCUACGAAGCGAUAUUGAGAGUGGGAAUCGUGGCGUUUCUUCGACCGGAAGCGAAUUUCUCAUCGCUAGAUGAUCUCAUCAAAGCUAUCAAGAAAGACAUCCAAGAUGCCGAGGCCCUUCUGGAUUCGGAGAAAUACCUUCAAAUCAAGGAAGAUCCCUUCUUGAAGGAUCACAGGUGU
Molecule: messenger RNA, 444 nt
Organism: Darwinula stevensoni
Lineage: Eukaryota; Metazoa; Arthropoda; Ostracoda; Podocopida; Darwinulidae
Source: the annotation of a GenBank genome assembly